AUGGGUGUGAAAGUUUCAAGACUCCUAACAAGACAACAAAAGAAAAGGCGGGUGGUGGUGGUUGGUGGUGGUAGCUAUGAGCUUGAUAUGUCUUAUAUCACAAAUCGCAUUUUAGCAAUGUCAUUUCCAGCCGAGCUAAUGAGAGCUAUGUAUCAAAAUCCUAUGAUACAAGUCAAGGCGUUUUUGCAAAAAAAGCAUCCUCGACAUUACAAGGUCUAUAAUUUAUGUACAGAGCAAGCUUAUGAUCCAUCUCUUUUUAAUAAUCUUGUGGAAAGAUUUCCGUUUGAUGAUAAUCAUGCCCCAUCGAUACAAAUGAUCAAGGGAUUCUGUGAAAGUGUCCAUUCAUGGCUUUCAAGUGACCCAAAGAAUGUUGUCUUCAUCCACUGCAUGGCGGGUAAAGGUCGAAUAGGGUUGAUGGUAUCAUGUUACUUGGUUUACGUCCGCAUGUUGGCAGAAGAGGCUCUUCCUGUUUAUGCAGAUAAAGGGUCCACAAAUUAUCUUCGAGUGAUGACACCAAGCCAACGGCGUUACGUCAACUAUUGGCAGAGAUCUCUUACCUUUCCAGAUGGCUGUUUACCAGAGGUUGCUGGAGAUGUGUGUGUGACAUUCUAUGAAAAGAACAUUGGGGGUCGUCUCUUCUAUGUUUGCUUUAACACCGGGUUUAUUGAAAAUGACUUGAUACAGUUUUCGAUAGCAGAAUUGGAUAAAGUUGGAACUAAGGGCAAUUCUAUAGCAGGUUCGGAGUUCCGAUUGGAGAUGCUUUUUAGUCCGGCGAACGAUAAACCUAAUGACUCAUAG
Molecule: messenger RNA, 798 nt
Organism: Lactuca virosa
Lineage: Eukaryota; Viridiplantae; Streptophyta; Magnoliopsida; Asterales; Asteraceae
Source: the annotation of a GenBank genome assembly